Boeremia exigua is the source of this 471-nucleotide messenger RNA. RefSeq lists its product as uncharacterized. The transcript is spliced from 3 exons. The record is from RefSeq and is a predicted model, not a curated record. Lineage: Eukaryota; Fungi; Ascomycota; Dothideomycetes; Pleosporales; Didymellaceae. Bases 1 to 471 code for a protein of 156 amino acids.
AUGCGUUUCUCCAUCCUCGUCGUCCUCUCCGCCGCAAGCCUCGCAACCGCCCAACUCACAUACAACCUCACACAAGCCCUUGCACCUGGCAACUUCAAGAAAUACCGCUGCCUCGACAACGACAAACUCCUCGCCCUCAUGCCACCCGUCACAGCAAAGUGUCUCAAGACCUGCCAAAUCGCAGCCAACAAAGGCGACGGAUGUGCCGAGAACGACUUCGCGUGCCACUGCGUCAACUACAACACCUACUCCGAUCUAAUCGAGCCCUGCGCCUUCGCGCUCCCCGCUAACCCCGCAAUCAACCCGCCGUGCGAUACAAACGCGCUGAUCGCCGCGCGCCCGAUCAUCCAGGACAUGUGCAAUUUCUUCAAUGCGACGCUGUAUGCGGACUAUCGCCGGUGUCCGCAGGAGCUGAGUAAGAAGAAGACGUAUGGGAUUAUUGCGAAGGAGGAGAUUGAGUGCACUUUCUAG